Molecule: messenger RNA, 2674 nt
Organism: Westerdykella ornata
Lineage: Eukaryota; Fungi; Ascomycota; Dothideomycetes; Pleosporales; Sporormiaceae
Exons: 3
Coding region: 15-2498 (827 amino acids)
Biological process (GO): telomere maintenance via telomere lengthening; regulation of DNA-templated transcription
Cellular component (GO): shelterin complex
Molecular function (GO): telomeric repeat DNA binding
Source: RefSeq, a predicted model, not a curated record
CCCCACUAGUCAGGAUGGCAGCGCCUACUGUCUACGAGAAUGUCGCCCCUGGCGCGAAUAUAAAGGGCUCACUUUUCGCCGGCAAGAAGUUCUGGGUCUCCCAGCGCAUCCCCCAGCGGACGUCGUUCUUGGAGCGCAUCAGGAGCAAUGGCGGCGAGGUGGUGUUGCUAGAGAAGAAGGCGGAUUAUAUGAUUGCCGACCACUUCCGAAAAGACUGUCCUCCGGGGAGUAUCUCGUACACGUUUAUUGAAGAAUCUAUCAAGAGCGGAGCGCUUGCGGAUCCUGAAGACCAUCGCGCGGGACCACCUCUGGGGACUGCACGCGAAGCUGGAUCGAUGGUCAGACCCACCAAAUCGAGUCGAGCGCCGUACACGACUGAGGACGAUAGAAUACUCUACAACUGGGUGAAAGAGUACGAGAGGCAGGGCGGUGCGGUCAGCGGAAAUGAGAUAUAUAAACAGCUCGAGGCGAAGCAUCCGCGACACACAUGGCAGUCCUACCGCGACCGGUAUUUGAAGAGGCUUCAGCACAGAAAGCCACCUACGCUCAGUGUUCCGCACAACGCUCCCCCGUCCCCUCCGUCUGAUCAAUCCGCAGAUCAGCUCCAAUCCGAACCCCAACUAGAGCCUUCAGAGCAUAACGAGAUGCGAGCCCCAAAGCCCAAAAGCACGCCCCCCGUCAAAAAGGGGGGAGCAGGAAACGUGAAACAGGAGCGAGCAAAGCAGAAGAAAAGCCACACCGUCGAGGAAUUACGGGGGAUGUUUGAUGAGGAGGACUGGGAAGAACUCUAUGCGAAUGUGGACACGAUUCUCCAAGCGAGCGUUGAAAUCUAUCUUGAGGGGUGGGUAACUUGGGCCAAAGGGACAACUCAGACUGCAGAGCAGUGGCAGCAGUUCUUCGAGAAAGUGGUAGUUCCAGAGUGGAAGAAGGAUGCAACACCCAAAAAGCAGGCCAUCCAGGCAAGGGUUUCGCAAAGGCAUGCCAAUGCUCGUAAGGAUCACGGCGAUGAACCCAUUGUUGAACCUUCCGAUUCUACGCCCACACCUUCGCGGAAACGCAAAACACCCGAACUGGAGCUUCGUAGCGCUUCACCAGACGCGGAGUUGUUUGAUUCUUUCGUCGAACGAUUUUUGGAAGAGCGCCAAGGUCGAAGGGCACAGUCAGCAUACAUGUUUUGGGCGAGGGAGAAAGGCGGUCAUAGGAAGAUCGCCAUAUGGGAGGAAGCGCCUGGAUUAACUUCUGCAGAACUCCAUAAACGGCUGAAACCUCAGUGGGACGCACUGCCAGACGCCGACAAGAUGGUCUACGCGAUUAUGGAAGAUGCGGAUAGGAGGCGAGUCGAGAUCGAGGAGGAGCGGGCCCGAAAGGCUGCAAGAAUUGGAAAGCGAAAGGUGGAGCAAGAACAGAUGCCGUCAUCAUCAACCGCAGUCCAGCAGACACCGGACUACAUUUCACAUACCCAUACGCGCAUCAUGCAAAGCAUCGAGUCUGGGCAGCUUGCCGAGUUUUCUAAACAGAUCACCGACGGUCAUCCGUCCAAGAGGCGAAAGCGUGACACCUCACCGCCUGUAAAACAGCCGAAGCAACCAGUGGUUACAGGGACUCAACGUGACCCGCUUGAGAUAUCGUCUGGCGACCAGAGUUCAGAAUCAGAAGAUGACGAGGAAAUGGUGGAUGCUCUGGAGGAGCAACGGAGAGAAGAGGAUGAGUUGGAGGAAAAGGACUCGGAAGAGGACGAGCUGCCCACGCCCAGUACAAAGCGACCGAACGAUCAUACCCCGACCUCUGACCUCCCACCCGAUACUCCCACCACCCCACGACCACCGCGGCCCCAUACCACAGCAUUCGAUACCCAAGCCAUCCUCUCCUCGCCAUCCCCAACCCCAACCCUCCCCCUGCAAGCUAUACCCCGUCCGCAACAAACACAACCCCAACCAAGCGCAAACCGCGAAAGCGAAACCCCCGCCCGCUCUUCCUCGCCCCUCGCUCCCUCCGCCUCGAUAUCCACCACGCACUCCAUCCACGAAUUCCGCCGCUCUCUCCAGGAAAUCCGAGAAUCGAAAGAAAGAGAAGAAGAACAAGAACCAUCGCUCCCACCAGACGACUCAACCCUAGCGCCCCUACCACUACCGGAAAAGACGCCUUCGUCCCCAGGCUCGGACUCCGACUCCACGGACCCGGACCCCAUGCUCCGCCCGACCGAAUACGACAGGUUCUUGGCGGAGGAGAGAGGGUACGGUUUCACCGAGGACGAGAUCAAGGCGGCCCUGCAUCGCACCGGGUUCAGGCCUAUGCUUGCGUCCGAGGUGCUGGAAGCGUGGCGGAAGGGGAAGGAAUUGCCGAAUAAGAGGGGGAUUUGGAGUAGAGAGGAUGACGAGGCGGCCGAAGGGGGGGAUGGGGUGGCGUUGGCUUUGCUGGCGAAGAAGCAUUCGAUGGAUGGGUGGGGUGGAUUGGAGGAGAGGUUGAAGUUUUUGCGCAAGGUUAGGGAUGCGACGUAGGCGGUUUGGGUUGGGUUUUUAUUCUUGAAGAAUCCAAGUCUGGGGUAUGAAGUCGUGGAUUCUAUGUGCUGAUAUGAUGUACGAUGCUUCCCUGCUUUGGUAGACAGCCUUGCCUGCGAAAAAAGAGAAGAAGGCCAUGCUCGCCGACUUCAACCUCCAAUGCAACAGCCAAGCCC